UCUCAAGUUCAACCACGUCCCUAGGGUUUAUCUAGGGUUUCUUAUCUCUUUCCUCUCUCGUAUUCCACCAAUGGCGAAGCCGACGAGAGGCCGUCGCUCACCUUCUGUCUCCGGCUCUGGUUCUUCUUCCCGGUCUCGGUCACGAUCCCGCUCUUACUCCGGCUCAGAUUCCAAGUCCAGUUCUCGCUCUCGGUCCCGCUCCAAAUCUUUCUCAUCUUCCUCUCGUAGCGCCAGCUCUCGAAGUCGCAGCCCUCCUCAGCGUCGAAGUCAGGCUGAUGCAUCUAAGCGAGGUCGUUCCCCUCCUCCACAAUCUAAAAAGGCAUCUCCUGUUCCAAGGAAGACCUCUCCUAUCCGUGAGUCUGUGGUUCUUUAUGUUGAUUCACUGAGCAGGAAUGUUAAUGAAGGUCAUCUAAGAGAAAUAUUCGGUAAUUUUGGUGAAGUUGUAAAUGUGGAUCUUGCAAUGGACCGUGCUCUUAAUCUUCCAAGAGGAUAUGGCUAUGUUGAAUUCAAGACAAGAGCAGAUGCUGAAAAAGCUCUACUUUACAUGGAUGGUGCCCAGAUUGAUGGAAAUGUAGUAAGAGCAAAGUUUACACUUCCUCCACGACCAAAAGUUUCUCCACCGCCAAAGCCAAUUGCUCUUGCUCCUAAAAGAGAUGCCCCCAAAUCUGAUAAUGUUAAUGCUGAUACUGAGAGGGAUGGACCAAAACGACCACGGGAACCUUCUCCUCAACGGAAAGCCCCACUGUCACCACGAAGGAGAUCUCCUGUGGGUCGAAGAGGUGGAUCUCCUAGAAGACCACCAGAGUCUCCACGUCGGCGACUAGAUUCUCCAGUUCGUCGUCGUGGUGAAACACCUCCUAGGCGCCGGCCUGCCUCUCCUGCCAGAGGUCGUUCUCCAUUGUCUCCUCCAAGGCGGCCUCGAUCUCCAGCAAGGACCUCUCCGCGCAGAAUUCGUGGUAGUCCAAUCCGAAGACGUUCUCCUCCUCCAAGGCGCCGUUCACCUCCUAGACGAGCCCGUAGUCCUCCAAGAAGGUCUCCAAUCAAUCGGAGACGUAGCCCUCCACCAAUUCGUAGACGGAGCCGCUCUCCAAUUCGUAGACCUCUUCGUUCUCGCUCAAGGUCAAUUUCACCUCCAAGAGGCAGAGGACCUGCAGCUAGACGGGGGAGAUCAUCAUCCUAUUCCCGAUCAGCCAGUCCCCGGAAGGUUGGACGAAGGGUUUCAAGGAGUCGCAGUCCUAAGAGGCCAUUGAGAGGAAGAAGCAGCAGCAGCAGCUCCCCUCCUCGGAAGCUGUAGAAUACCUUUUUACCGCAAUUU
Messenger RNA from Hibiscus syriacus, 1315 nucleotides. RefSeq names its product serine/arginine-rich splicing factor SR45-like. The record is from RefSeq and is a predicted model, not a curated record. NCBI's taxonomy places the organism in Eukaryota, Viridiplantae, Streptophyta, Magnoliopsida, Malvales, Malvaceae. Bases 71 to 1294 code for a protein of 407 amino acids. Gene Ontology annotation, biological process: mRNA splicing, via spliceosome. Gene Ontology annotation, cellular component: nucleoplasm; cytoplasm; ASAP complex. Gene Ontology annotation, molecular function: RNA binding. The transcript has 12 exons.